GAAUAAUCUCCUUUUGGAGGUAGUGAGAUCCUGGAAUUGGUUGUUUAAGCAGUGCCUUUACAAAUGUUCCACCAGGACGUAAAAGUGCCUUGCACACAAUCAUCUUACAAAUGUAUAUUGAGCAACUGAAGGAAAGAAGGAAGGACUCAGUCAAUGUCAAGAACUGUCAAGAAAUAAAAAAUAAUUCAAGUGCACUUGGAAGAACAUGAGAGAAACUGACACACAGAUUGCAACCCACCAAUUACAAUGUAUUUCCAAGAUAAAGAUAUUUCUACUGGCAUUGAUGUGUGCAUUUGUUUCCAAAACAUUGUCUGGAUCUUUUAUAAAUUCCAUCCUCACACAAUUAGAGAGGCAAUUUAACCUCUCAACAUCUCUGGUUGGACUUAUUAAUGGAAGUUUUGAAAUUGGAAAUCUCUUGCUGAUGGUAUUUGUGAGUUACUUUGGAACAAAAAUGCAUAGGCCUAUGUUGAUUGCUAUUGGGUGCAUGACCAUGGGCUUUGGGUGCUUUUUGCAGUCAUUACCUCAUUUCCUAAUGGAUCCAUAUGAAUAUGAAACAACAGUUUCAAAGGCAUCCAACUUUUCUUCAAACAAUUUCCUGUGCAUGCGAAAAGAAACUCAGAUUUUUACACCAACAGAAGAGCCAUCAGAAUGUACAAAUGAAGUCAAAUCAUCAAUGUGGCUGUAUGUCCUAGUAGGAAAUAUAAUACGUGGAAUUGGUGAAACUCCCAUCAAACCCUUGGGUAUUUCCUAUAUAGAAGACUUUGUCAAAACUGAAAAUUCUCCUUUAUAUAUUGGGUGCUUAGAAACAGGAUCUAUCAUUGGUCCUUUGAUUGGCUUUUUGUUAGGAUCAUUCUGUGUGAAUAUGUAUGUAGACGUUGGAUCUGUAAAUACAGAUGAUCUGAUCAUAACUCCUGCUGAUACAAGAUGGGUUGGAGCAUGGUGGCUUGGCUUAUUAAUAUGUGCAGGAGCAAAUGUGCUCUCUGGAGUUCCAUUUCUCUUUCUACCCAAAUCUCUCCCCAAGGUAGGAUUAGAAACUAAUAUGGAUAUUAUAGAAGAUGAGAGAAAUGAAACCAAGACAGAAAAAGGAGACAUCACUAUGGAUUUCUUACCACUAAUGAAAAGUCUUUUUUGCAACCGAAUUUAUGUAUUAUUCUUGGUCACAAGUAUAUUGCAGUUCAAUGCUUUUGCCAUUAUGUUUUCUUUUCUGCCAAAAUAUAUGGAACAGCAAUAUGGUAUAUCUGCCUCAGAAGCAAUCUUCCUAAUGGGUAUUUAUAAUUUGCCUCCAAUAUGCUUUGGAUAUUUAGCUGGUGGCUUCAUUAUGAAGAAGUUCAAGAUAAAUGUGAAACAAGCGGCUUACAUAGCAUUUUGCAUCUCUUUAUUGGACUACUUUUUGAACAUGUUAUGUUUUUUAACAAUAUGUGAUAAUUCUCCAAUUGCUGGCCUAACUGUCUCCUAUGAAGGAACACAACGGGAUGUGUAUAUGGAAAGAAAUUUACUGGCUGACUGCAACAUUGACUGCAAUUGCCAAGAUAAAAUAUGGGAUCCUGUGUGUGGAGAUAAUAAUUUGUCUUAUAUGUCAGCUUGUCUUGCUGGUUGUGAGACAUACUAUGGAACAGGAAUAAAUAUGAGCUUCCAAAACUGUAGUUGCAUUACAUCUUCAAGAAAUACUUCAGCCUUUCUUGGACUAUGUGGCAGUAGUCCAGCCUGCUCUCUGAUGCUUCAGUACUUUCUGAUAUUGUCAGCACUUAGCAGUUUCAUUUAUUCUUUAGCUGCAAUACCUGGAUACAUGGUCUUUCUAAGGAGCAUCAAGCCCAAAGAGAAAGCUCUUGGUGUGGGUCUACACAUGUUUUGCACAAGGAUACUUGCUGGAAUUCCAGCUCCCAUUUACUUUGGAGUUUUAAUAGAUUCCACAUGUUUACACUGGGGAACUCUGAGGUGUGGAAAGUCUGGAGCCUGCAGGAUAUAUGAUUCCAUCAACUUCAGAACUAUCUAUCUUGGAUUGUCGACCACCCUACGAGGAGUGAGCUAUGUUCCAGCCUCAUUCAUUGUACUGAUUUUAAGGAAGCAGAUUCAGUCAGCUGAAAGCAAUACUACAGUGACAGAACUGGUCAUUAACAGGAAGGAAAAUGAAGACAAAGAAAUAAAUAGGCAAUUUAUACAUUUGAAAGAUGAUGAAAUACAAACAAAAUUAUAAAAUUUAACUAGAUUUCUAUUUUUCAGAGUGAGAGACCACACCACAAUUUAUUUACUAUUGAAAUUGAUCAUAAUUUUGUUCUCACUUAGUGAUAAUACAUUGUGAUGUUUUUCUUUUUUUUUUUAACCUGUUUUAUUGAUGCUGUUUGUUUUAAAAUCACAGUCCUUUGUGGAAACAUACCCUCCUGCCAGAUCAGAAAUGAAACUCUACCUGGUAACAAUAAAAUAAUCAAAAAAUUAAGUA
Molecule: messenger RNA, 2437 nt
Organism: Gracilinanus agilis (Agile Gracile Mouse Opossum)
Lineage: Eukaryota; Metazoa; Chordata; Mammalia; Didelphimorphia; Didelphidae
Gene: SLCO1A2
Product: solute carrier organic anion transporter family member 1A2
Exons: 16
Coding region: 206-2194 (662 amino acids)
Biological process (GO): sodium-independent organic anion transport; bile acid and bile salt transport; transmembrane transport
Cellular component (GO): membrane
Molecular function (GO): bile acid transmembrane transporter activity; protein binding
Source: RefSeq, a predicted model, not a curated record